Hippopotamus amphibius kiboko is the source of this 4612-nucleotide messenger RNA. It is a transcript of the gene ICA1L, whose product is annotated as islet cell autoantigen 1 like. Gene Ontology annotation, molecular function: protein domain specific binding. The record is from RefSeq and is a predicted model, not a curated record. The coding region runs from base 287 to 1735 and encodes 482 amino acids. The transcript has 13 exons. Gene Ontology annotation, biological process: regulation of transport. Gene Ontology annotation, cellular component: Golgi apparatus. NCBI's taxonomy places the organism in Eukaryota, Metazoa, Chordata, Mammalia, Artiodactyla, Hippopotamidae.
UUCCGCGAGAGCACGGGAAGAGUGAGCGUGGACGCCCGGGCCGAGGCGCCGGGGGCGGCGCGGCUUCCGCGCGCGCCAGGCCGCGGGGUUUAAAUCUCCCGCCUCCCGCAGCCGGAGCCCGACACCUCCACGCUCCAGUACGGAGGGGCACCGGCUGCGGCGCAGGGCUCGCGGGCGGCGGCGGCGGCGGCGGCAGGAACGGGCGCCGGGACCCACCUCCGCGCGGCCGAGCGCGACCCGAGGCGGCGGAGGGCCGGCGCGUCGCGGCUCCGGCGUCGAGUCACUCAUGGAUUUUUUUGGGCAACCCAGACCAGAAGCUAACCAGUCAGUAGUCAGUAGAAUGCAAAAGAAAUACUGGAAAACCAAACAGGUCUUUAUCAAAGCAACCGGAAAAAAGGAGGAUGAGCACGUGGUGGCAUCUGAUGCUGAACUGGAUGCUAAACUUGAGGUUUUUCACUCCAUUCAAGAGACAUGCACUGAACUUCUGAAGAUAGUUGAGAAAUAUCAGCUAAGACUCAAUGUUAUAUCAGAGGAAGAAAAUGAACUGGGGCUCUUAUUAAAGUUCCAAGCAGAAAGGGAUACAACGCAGGCUGGCAAAAUGAUGGAUGCCACUGGCAAGGCACUCUGUUCUUCAGCCAAGCAAAGAUUGGCCCUGUAUACUCCCCUGUCUCGUCUUAAGCAAGAAGUAGCAACGUUCAGUCAAAGGGCAGUGUCUGACACCUUGAUGACAAUAAAUCGGAUGGAGCAGGCACGCACAGAAUACAGAGGAGCUCUGCUGUGGAUGAAAGACAUAUCCCAGGAACUGGACCCAGACACCUUAAAACAAAUGGAAAAGUUCAGAAAAGUACAGAUCCAAGUAAGAAAUAGCAAAGCUUCUUUUGACAAGUUAAAGAUGGAUGUUUGUCAGAAAGUGGAUUUACUUGGAGCUAGUCGCUGCAAUAUGUUGUCUCAUUCACUCGCUACCUACCAGAGAACACUGCUUGGAUUCUGGGAGAAAACAGCUCGAAUGAUGUCCCAAAUCCAAGGGACCUGUACUGGCUUUCAUCCGUAUGAUUUUGUAGCUCUCAAGCAACUACAAGACACUCCAGUCAAGCUUAAUGAAGACCACAAGGAAGAACCAACAAAACACAGUUCUCUCCCUGAAAACCUCAAUAAGUUAGUUUUGUCAGAUGAGGAAGUGAGCUUGGGAAGUGAACCAGCAACUGAAGAUCAUAAGGAAAAACAUUCUCGAAUAAGAGAAUUUGGAGCGCCUCAGUUUUCUAACUCUGAAAAUGUUGCAAAAGAUUUACCAGUAGAUUCACUGGAAGAUGAUUUUGAGAAGGAAUUCUCAUUUCUGAACAGCCUCCUAAGUCCUAGUUGUUGGAGUGCCAGUGAAUUUUCCCAGGAAUGUCAGGCUGCCUUUGGGAGCCCCAAGACCAGUCUCACGCCCCAGGAGCCUUCUGGGGGGUCUGAGCCUCUUGCUCACUCCUCACGCUUCCUUCCUUCACAACUCUUUGACCUUGGCCUUCGUGCUGAUGGAGCUUUCAACAGCUGGGCCUCUCAAGGAGGAUUAGAACUUCCUCUUUCACACAUUGAUAACCAGCCAGUGCCUUCACAGAGUCCAAAGAAAUUAACAAAAUCUCCCCACAGUGGUAACCAGGACAUGUCGGCCUGGUUCAAUCUAUUUGCAGACUUGGAUCCACUUUCAAACCCAGAUGCUAUUGGACACUCAGAUGAUGAACUUCUCAAUGCUUAACUGAAGUUAUGAUGCCACUUCAGUGGCCUUGAGACACCAACUUUGCAACUUAUUCCCUUUGUGGAAAGUUUAUAUUGUCACCCAUAUACGAAAACAUUGUGUUUGCAAAUCUAACACUUGAUAGCCAACUUUAGACAGAUGGUAAGGACCACAUUUUAAUACAUUAAGUAUCUCUUUAAUAUCUUGGAUUUGCAGCUGUUGGUAAUAUAUGGAAAAUAUUAGAAACUACUGCAUCUGAAAUAGAUACCAAAACUUAGUUCAAAGUAACAGUUAGGAAUAAUUGUGAAUAGGAGUUGGGUUUAUUUCUUUGGAAACCAUUUUAUGUAUAAGUUGCGUUGCUGGCUGUGAGAGUUCUAUAUGUAGAUAAUGGACAGCAUGUACACUGGGUUGUGAUUUGGGGUUGGUUUUAAAAUAAAACGGUGGCAGGGGGGAUUCUCUGUUGUGGAAAGUAGUAUUAGAAACAGACCAGUUUUGUCUUUAGUUAGAAAGGUAGAGUACGAUUUGAGAACUCAAUUUGCUUCGAUGAAGUCACAGAGAAACCUGGUGCUUGUUUUCUCCACUUGGAGGCUAAAAUGUAAUAUUCCUUAGUUUUUUUCCUUCAUACAAAAUCAUGGACACCCCCCAAUUUCAUUAUUGAAUUUUCUUGGGGAAGUAGCAGGAUGAUUUAUUUGCUAAGUCCAUCCUCUGCAGAAACAGAAAAAUCUCUUCCCACCUCAUAAACCACAAAAACAUCCAAUAGUAUUUCAGACAUUGUGCCAGUGUCUUUAAGCCUGAUUCUUCACACAUUGCUACUACAACGUACUGUAUUCAUAUGCUUCCUGAAAGAAAAUGAGGGGAGGAUACUCCCUGAGCAACUGGCAGUAGUAUUCCUGAAAUGACCCAGAAACUUCUAUCUAAAUGAGGGAAAAAUUCUAAUUAACUUACCCUCGUACAGAUUUGCAAUACUUACCCCAUAUUUCUUGACGUAAUUUAAACCAGAAUACUUUAUGGCAAAGUUAACAGAAAGCUCUAUACCAUCAGUAAGGGAGUGUUUUUCCACUUUUUGGUGGCUGACAUCAUCUGAGGCUCUAUUUGAUUACUAAGGACAAACUUACCUUUAGAAGGUGUAGAGUCUAAGUAUUGGAAGGAAGGCUAUUUAAUGGAAGUUAGUAUUAACUAACGAAAACAUAGCCACUGUAUACACAGAGUCACUCAAUUUCUAUUGUUUUUUCCUGCCCACCCUUUAGUUCUGAGGCAGUUCACAUGGUGUUGUUUCAAUGUCCAGGCCACUGCAUCUGCAUAAGAAAACAUUUUAACUAAGAUGUUCAUAGUAGUUUUCAUUGUACGCCUAGUUCUAAACAGGCUUAAUUAUUAUUUACAAGAGAACUGCUUGUAAUCUCUAAGUCACUGUACAUAGAAAAACAUUUUCUAGGAAUGGACUGGGGCAGGUAAAAUGCAGUCCAUUUCCCAUCCAUAGCAGUCUGGCCUGACUACAAUCUGAACUGCCCACAGGCUCUUUAGAAAACCACAACUAUGGCCAAGUAGUGUGUAGGCUGGAAAGACCUUAUCUGAGUCAAAAAUAUUGACUUAAGAAAAGGUUAUGUAAAUUUUUCCUUAAAAUAUUUUUAUACGCUUAUUCCUCUUUCUUUAUUUGGUUAACCCUUAAGAAGCAUUUUGUAGCUCUUCCUUUCUAUUCAGUCUAAUUCCCCAAAAUGCAGUAUGGUCAUUGUUCUGUCAAAAUUCAAUCAGCAGGGGUUAUAAUUAGGACCACAAUCUAAAUUCUAUACCCAUGAUCACUCUGUGCUCUCAACUUUGAGUACCUCAGAAAAUGUUAAUUUUGUCUUGCGUUUUGGCCAUUUUUCUCUCAUUAAUUUUCACUAAUGCAUUAGUUCAAAAGUAUUUGUACAGCUGCCUCACAUGCAUGCAGAGCAGUCCUUGUUAUCUCGUGUAAACAAAGACACUCAACACAGACACUAGUCUCUCCAGGCCCAAAUCCCAUACUUUGAAUGUGAAGGGGAUACUAACCCCAAUUUUCCAAGAGCAAAGGUUAUCAAAAAAUAGAACCAUAACAAGGACUUUUAUUAUUCAGUUCUUAGUUUCUCUAAUAUUUUCACGUUCAACAGAGUAUGUAGUUGCUCAUAGUCCCAAAGCAACAUUAAUUGCCUUAGCAAGUCUGACUCCAUUUUUGAAGUGCACAUUUAAAACUCUGCUAUUAAAAUGAAGGUAACUAUUCAGAUUUUCUCAAGAUUAUUUGAAGCUCAGUCAUUAAGGGCCAGAAACAGAAAAUUUGGCUAUAUUACAUCUAAAAUAGGUAUAAUAGGAAGGCUAAAAUAAAAGACAAGCUAAAAUAGGAAACCAAGCACAUAUACAGCAGGGAAUGCCAGGAAGGACAGGAUAAAUACAGGACAGAAAGGUGAUCCGUUGCUAUAUGCUUAAAUCUAGACUGACUAUUCAAUAAGAAUACACUUAACACAGGGUGGGCUGAGAACAACUCUUACAAAUAAAUGGAUGCUUUUUAUAUUAAAUGGGGGGAAAUACUUAUUGUAUACAUUUUAAUACCAAAUAAGAAUGCAUUUAAACUUAGAAAAGGCCCAGAAGUACUAAAACUUGCCUAAUCUUUCUUCAGCCACUUAAGAGGCAGGAAUACCAGGGCAGGUUAAGAUCAAAUUGGUAUAACUUUGUAUUUUUUGAAAUCUAAACAUAACUCUGAUAUGAUUAGAAACAAACUGUAUUUUAACAAAACAGGUUUCAGUAUUUGCACAAUGAAAAAGUGUUUGUAUUUCAACUUCACCUAACCAUCUUUAUAGACCAUGUGGAAAUGUAAAGGUCUUACAGCAUAUGAACAAAGGAAUUUUGAAUGUGCUAUUUUUCUGAGCCUCUUUUAAUAAAGAUUACAAG